Molecule: messenger RNA, 1538 nt
Organism: Lagenorhynchus albirostris (white-beaked dolphin)
Lineage: Eukaryota; Metazoa; Chordata; Mammalia; Artiodactyla; Delphinidae
Product: DNA (cytosine-5)-methyltransferase 1-like
Source: RefSeq, a predicted model, not a curated record
AUGUGUGUAUGCUUCUCAUCUUUGCAUCUGAGCCUAAAGUUCAAAUAUUUCGAAAAUGAGAUCGGGGAGAAGCUGGCGCUGAGGCUCAAGUCGCCUGUGGGGGCUGAGCCUGCUGUCUACCUGUGGCCGCUGCCGGUCUACGACAAACCUCACGAUGUUGCUCACGAAAUCCUCGAGACCAUCCGGCUCAAAGAUUUGGAAAGAGAUAGUUUAGCAGAAAAGGAAUGCAUGAAGGAGAAGUGGAAUCUCUUGCAUGAAUUUCUGCAGACAGAAAUAAAGAAUCAGUUAUGUGACUUGGAAACCAAAUUACAUAAAGAAGAAUUAUCAGAGGAGGGCUACCUGGGAAGCCCCAAAUCCCUUUUAAAUAAAGAUUUGUCCUUGGAGAACGGAGCUCAUGCUUUCAGUCGGGAAGUGAAUGGAUGUGUAGAAAACGGGAGCCAGACAAGUGGUGAGGACAACAGAGUGGAAAUAGCAGAGAAGAACAAGUCCCCCAGACCUGUUUCCAAACUGCAGCCCAGGAGAAGCAAGUCCGAUGGAGAAACAAAAUCUGAAGUCUCAUGUAGCCCCAGGAUUACAAGGCAAACUACCAGGCAGACCACCGUCACAUCUCAUUUCACAGGGGGCCCUGCCAAACGGAAGCCUGAGGAAGACACUGAAAAAGCAAAAUCAGAUGAUUCUGUCGAUGAAGAAGAAAAAGACCAGGAGGAAAAGAGACGUAGAGUUACAUCCAGAGAACAAGUUGCUGGACCGCUCCCUGCAGAAGAACCGGGAAGAGUAAGACCAGGAACACACGUAGAAGAAGAAGAAAGAGAUGAUAAAGUAAAGCCUGGUCACCUCCAGGAAGAAAAGAGACUCAGAAGUCAAACCGAAGGACUAACACCUAAACAGAAAUCUAAGGAGGAGCCAGACAGAGAUGCGAGGCCCAGAGGAGCUCAGGCUGAAACGAAUGAAGGAGAAGACAAAGAUGAAAAGAGGCACAAAAGUGAACCCAAACAUCUAGCUAGCACACGGAGACCAGAAGUAAAAGAACCUGAAAGAGUAAAACCACAAGUUUCUGAUGAGAAAGAUGAGGAUGAAAAGGUAACAAACGCACAUGGUAAACACAGCAGUUCGACAUGGUAAAGUUCUCCGUCAGAGCGAAGGGACCUGGACCGUAUCCUCUGGGGGUCUGUGCAUGCCCGAAGAUGCAGAACAUGAAGAACACUCAGUCCCCUGUGCAAUCUAACAGCUCUAGUCCACAUGUCUCACCCCAAACCCAGGACACUAGACCUACUAGAGCAGGAAGCAAAAAUAUGGUAGGACUCCUUGGAAUGGCUGAGCCUUUGACCAAAGACCAAGCCCCACAGUCCCUAUGAACACGUUGAGAAUUUAGUUUGUUGCAAAGCAGUGCUCUGAGCUUCACAGCUAUGGCGGGGGUGGGGGUGGGGGUGAGUCUCCAUGGGACACACCCCGGCUAGAAGUCCCGAGUGGCAUUUAAUAAGUGACUCAAACAAGGACAAUGUGCAAUCCCCUUUUAAUACUUCUGAUCUCGGUGAAGA